AAAAUUUUUUAUAAUUACUAAUAUUAGAGAUCGGAAACCUAUGGAUUUAAUUAAGAUAACCCGAUUGGGAUGGUUUUCCAGUCUCUGAAUGUAAAUUAGGUCUCUAACAAUAAAUUAGACUUGAAGCUUCCUUUUCCUUCACAUGAUUUGGAGUUGACGAAUCCUUAUUAGAAAAAGUCCGGGGAUUUCCACGGAAAUCCGAGGAUUUUUUGUACAGAUAUCUGGGAAUUUCCCAAGAUCCGUGCAACACCCUCCUUGUGAUAAUUUAAAAAAAUUUGCUUGUCCAUUUAGCAAAAACAGCCCUAAUCUCGCUAACCGUUGUUGAUCGGGUCUCUCCAGUUUACAAAAUUUUUUUUUAAUAUUUCUAAAAAUAAAUUUAAAAAAUAUUUUUUAGGCAUUGUAACAUUUCGAGGGCUUAUAUGGACCUGACUGAAGUAAAAAUUUUAAUUUUUUUUUAAUUAAUAUUUUUAAAGAUGGAAAGAAAAUGUUUGGAACAACGUAAAUAUUGGUGUUUUUUACUUUCUUCAAUUGUUACAUUUUGUGUUUCUAUGCUUUUGGUUGUUAUUUGGAGGAUAUCAACACAUUUAUUUUUACAACCAAGAGAAAGAGGUGGAGGAGGUGGAGGUUUAUCGGAACCUUUAAUUCAAGAUGUUGAAAGCUACAAACAAGGAGGAAUAAUAAAAACAAAAAUUGCAGCAACAACAAAUCAAGAAAUGAGAAAAGAACCUGUACAAAUUGGGUGGAUGACGGAAGCUAAGGAUUGGGCUGGUGAAUUAAUAUCUGGACAAAGCAUGACUGGACGUAUUUUAGUUGUUUUAGUAUUUUUAUUGUCAAUUGGAUCUUUAAUUAUAUAUUUUGUUGAUACUUAUAGAGAUUCUUUUCAAGUUGAAACUUGUGUGCCAUGCCCCCUGAAAUCGACCCCCUGGCUAUGCCUUUCACUUGGGAUAAGACUUAAUACCGGAUUUUCCCAUUUCAGUAAAAUUUAUUUUUGUCCGCAAAUAUUGAUUAUUUAUUUAAAUUUUUUUAAAUUUUCUACAGGCUUCAAUAUUUUCUUUCUAAUUUACUUUUUUAUUCGCUUCAUUGCUGCAUCUGAUAAAGUUUGGUUUUUGUUGGAUCGUUACAGUUUUGUUGAUUUUUUUACAAUUCCUCCAAGUUUUGUUGCAAUUUAUUUGGAACGUAAUUGGAUUGGUCUCCGUUUUCUACGAGCAUUACGUUUAAUGACAGUCCCAGAUAUUCUUCAAUAUUUAAAUAUUUUAAAAACUUCAUCUUCAAUUCGAUUAACCCAAUUGCUUUCAAUAUUUAUUUCCACAUGUUUAGCUGGUGCUGGUGUUAUACAUUUACUCGAAAAUAGUGGAGAUCCUUGGAAAGAUUUUGUCAAUUCUCAUCGAAUUUCUUAUCCUGAUUGUGUUUAUAUUUUGCUAGUUACAAUGUCAACUGUUGGUUAUGGAGAUAUUUAUUGUACAACAGUUUUGGGUAGAGGCUUUAUGGUAUUUUUCAUUCUUGGAGGUCUUGCAAUGUUUGCUUCUUUUGUGCCCGAGAUUGCAGAAUUAAUUGGUAAUAGGCAAAAAUAUGGUGGAGAAUAUAAAGGAGAACAUGGAAAGAGACAUAUUGUUGUUUGCGGGCAUAUAAACUACGAAUCAGUUUCACAUUUUCUACAAGACUUUUUACAUGAAGACAGAGAAGAUGUUGAUGUUGAAGUUGUUUUUUUGCAUAGAGUAGUUCCAGAUUUGGAAUUGGAAGGACUUUUUAAAAGGCAUUUUACUAAAGUGGAAUUCUUUACAGGCACAGUGAUGGAUUCUAUAGAUUUACAGCGUGUAAAGGUGGAUGAAGCAGAUGCAUGUUUAGUACUAGCAAAUAAAUAUAGUUCUGAUCCUGAUGCUGAAGAUGCAGCAAAUAUAAUGAGAGUAAUUUCAAUAAAAAAUUAUUCUUCAGAAAUUAGAGUAAUUGUCCAAUUAAUGCAAUAUCACAAUAAAGCAUAUUUAUUAAAUAUUCCAAGUUGGGAUUGGAGAAGGGGAGAUGAUGUUAUUUGUUUGGCUGAAUUGAAGCUUGGUUUUAUCGCUCAAUCUUGUUUAGCACCUGGAUUUUCAACAAUGAUGGCUAAUUUGUUUGCAAUGCGGUCGUUUAAAACGUCUCCACACACUCCAGAAUGGUUAAAUGAAUAUUUAAGAGGAUCUGGAAUGGAAAUGUAUACAGAAACUAUGUCUUCUAGUUUUAUUGGAAUGCGUUUUCCUGAUGCUGCAGACCUUUUAUUUACUCGACUUGGACUUUUACUUUUGGCUAUUGAAUUAAAAGAUGAAGAUAAAAAAGAAUGCAGUAUCGCGAUCAACCCUGGUCCAGUUACAGUCAUUUUGCCACAAACACAAGGAUUUUUUAUUGCACAAUCAGCAGAUGAAGUUAAAAGGUAA
This is a messenger RNA of Meloidogyne enterolobii, 2405 nucleotides long. Lineage: Eukaryota; Metazoa; Nematoda; Chromadorea; Rhabditida; Meloidogynidae. The record is from the annotation of a GenBank genome assembly.